AUGAAUCAACCAGGAAUAGAAACAGCACUUCAUUUCAUGUUGCUACAUCCGGGUCAACGGGAAAUAUUGGAAAAUAAAAUGAUGACUGAAGAGGAGCUAACAUGCGAGAAACAUUUUCGCAGUACAUAUUCAAGGGCUGCAGAUGGACGAUACCAGGUGGAGCCACCACUUAUAGAAGAAGACCCAAUUGAGAUUGGAAAUUCGAAACAUAUUGCGAUUACCAGACUCUUCGGUAUGGAAAAGCAGUUCUGCAAAAAUCAACAAUUCCAAGAAGACCAUAUCAAAUGUAUUAAUGAGUAUAACAACAUAAACCACAUUCAAAAGGUGGGAUCGAUUGAUUUGGGAAAUGAAAAUCAAAAAAUCAUUUCAAAUUAUUUACCAUAUCACGAUGUCAUCAAGAAGAGUAGCUCCACCACGAAAUUAAGGGUUGUUUUUGAUGCGUCGCGACCUACAUUCAACGGCUCAUCCUUAAAUAAUAAAAUGAUGGAGGGUGCACUCAUCAAGACAACUUGGCCACUCUUUUGCUCCGAUUUCAAAAGCAAAUCAAACUUGCACCUAACCACACCGAUUAUCGGCGAAUAUUUUGCUACACGGGUGUUAAAGCAGCUGACUACGGAUGAAAGGAUCAGAUAUCCUUCAGCAUCGCAGGCAACAUUGGAGUCCUUUUAUAUUGACGAUUUGCUAUCUGGCGCAGACUCACUUGAAGAAGCACUACAAUUUCAGAAACAACUCAUUAACAUGAUGGCUUCGAGUGGGUUUUCGUUACGUACGUGGUCAUCAAAUGCGGCACCAUUCCUGAAGGCGGUUCCCAAGGAGCACCGAGAAAUUGAAUAG
Condylostylus longicornis is the source of this 834-nucleotide messenger RNA. RefSeq lists its product as uncharacterized. The coding region runs from base 1 to 834 and encodes 277 amino acids. The record is from RefSeq and is a predicted model, not a curated record. Lineage: Eukaryota; Metazoa; Arthropoda; Insecta; Diptera; Dolichopodidae. The transcript has 4 exons.